Messenger RNA from Gadus morhua (Atlantic cod), 4180 nucleotides. It is a transcript of the gene klc1b, whose product is annotated as kinesin light chain 1b. The record is from RefSeq and is a predicted model, not a curated record. Lineage: Eukaryota; Metazoa; Chordata; Actinopteri; Gadiformes; Gadidae. The transcript is spliced from 15 exons. The coding region runs from base 224 to 1849 and encodes 541 amino acids. Gene Ontology annotation, biological process: microtubule-based movement. Gene Ontology annotation, molecular function: kinesin binding. Gene Ontology annotation, cellular component: kinesin complex; cytoplasm.
UCUCGUGGAAGUUGCAUCAUGAAGUGUCGCCCUGUGGACGUUUUAAACCAAUGUCGGGACUCAUCGAUUUAAAAACACGACAUGACGAUACGAAAUGACGUCACCUAGGACCGCAGAGGCUGCCGGGAGAUCCUCGGUCGAGGAGAAGACAUUUUGGAUCUAAAGGGGCUUGUGACGGUCCUCCCUGUGGCUCUUGGUGUGUCCCCGAGCUCGCCGCUAGAAGAUGUCCGCCAUGGUGUACCCACGAGAGGAGAAGCUGGAGAAGCUCUCCCAGGAGGAGAUCAUCUCCAACACCAAGCUGGUGAUCCAGGGGCUGGAGGCGCUGAAGAACGAGCACAACUCCAUCCUGCACAGCCUGCUGGAGACCAUCAAGUGUCUGAAGAAGGACGAGGAGGCCAACCUGGUGCACGAGAAGUCCAACCUGCUGCGCAAGUCGGUGGAGAUGAUCGAGCUGGGGCUGGGAGAGGCGCAGGUGAUGAUGGCGCUGUCCAACCACCUGAACGCGGUGGAGUCGGAGAAGCAGAAGCUGCGGGCCCAGGUGCGCCGGCUGUGCCAGGAGAACCAGUGGCUGCGGGACGAGCUGGCCAACACGCAGCAGAAGCUGCAGAAGAGCGAGCAGAGCGUGGCCCAGCUGGAGGAGGAGAAGAAGCACCUGGAGUUCAUGAACCAGCUCAAGAAGUACGACGAGGACGUGUCGCCCACACAAGAGGAGAAGGAUGGAGAGACCCCCAAGGACAACCUGGACGACCUCUUCCCUAAUGACGAGGAGGAACAGGGCCAAGGCAUGCCCCACCAGCACAACAGCGCGGCGGUGGCGGCGGCCCAGCAGGGGGGCUACGAGAUCCCGGCGCGGCUGCGGACCCUCCACAACCUGGUGAUCCAGUACGCGUCGCAGGGCCGCUACGAGGUGGCCGUGCCCCUCUGCAAGCAGGCCCUGGAGGACCUGGAGAAGACGUCGGGCCACGACCACCCCGACGUGGCCACCAUGCUCAACAUCCUGGCCCUGGUCUACAGGGACCAGAACAAAUACAAGGAGGCCGCCCACCUGCUCAACGACGCCCUGUCCAUCCGCGAGAAGACCCUGGGCAAGGACCACCCCGCUGUUGCGGCCACCUUGAACAACCUGGCCGUGCUGUACGGCAAGAGGGGCAAAUACAAGGAGGCCGAGCCGCUCUGCAAGAGGGCCCUGGAGAUCAGAGAAAAGGUUCUGGGGAAGGACCACCCGGACGUGGCCAAGCAGCUCAACAACCUGGCACUGCUGUGCCAGAACCAGGGCAAGUACGAGGAGGUGGAGUACUACUACUGCCGCGCCCUGGAGAUCUACGAGCACCGGCUGGGCCCCGACGACCCCAACGUGGCCAAGACCAAGAACAACCUGGCCUCCUGCUUCCUCAAGCAGGGGAAGUACAAGGAGGCUGAGAUCCUGUACAAAGAGAUCCUGACGCGGGCCCACGAGAAGGAGUUUGGCUCCGUCGAUGCUGAGAACAAGCCCAUCUGGAUGCACGCAGAAGAGCGGGAGGAGAUGAGCAAGGGCAAGCACAGAGAUAACACUCCCUAUGGGGAGUACGGCGGCUGGUACAAGGCCUGCAAGGUCAACAGCCCUACGGUGAACACCACCCUGAGGAACCUGGGAGCGCUGUACCGCCGGCAGGGCAAGCUGGAGGCCGCGGAGACUCUGGAGGAGUGUGCCCUGAGGUCUCGCAAGCAGAGCAAUACAGGCAUCGACCCCAUCCACCAGACUCGAGUGGUGGAGAUCCUGAAGGACGGCGAGGGCGACCGGCGGAGGAGCCGGGACAGCCUGUCCAGCGUUAAGUACGAGACCGGCUCCGAGACCGGCGAGGAAGCCUAAGCCAUGGAUAUCACUGCUCCGUCCCUCUCUCACCACAACAGCAGAAGGCUGUGUGCUGUCCUUCCCUCUGGCCUGAUCUCUCUCUCUGUCUAUCUCUCUCUUCUCUCUCCUCUCACUCUCUCUCCUUUCUCUCUCUCUCCUUUCUCUCUCUCUCUCUCUCUCUCUCUCUCUCUCUCUCUCCCCUCAAUCGCUCCCCAUCGACUGAGCAGCACCUCCUCAUCAACGCUCACCGGUUUCUUCGGCCGAGACGCAGAGCCGCUUCCUCCUCCCCCCGCCCCAGAGCUCCUCCCACUUAGUUGUCACCUCUGUUUACUGUACUGUGAUUGGUCGCCUCCUCCCCCCCUCCUCCUCCUCCUCCUUUCUCAUAUCUUUAUUGGAUUUCUCUCUCUCUCUCCUCACUAACCGUGUUUAUUCCACCCGGAACUCCUCCUUUUCUUCUUCUUCUAUCUGUCUCUGUCUCUGUGAUGGUUUUGACAGCUCAGCACGAGUGUAGAUUUAACGAGGAACUCACAACACACUUUCCUCCUCACACCGCUCAUUUGUGAUUGUUCAUGUGCGUGUAGCUACGGUGUAUUGGACUAAAUGCGGGACCGGGCGUUAGUGUUAUGAUAUCCCCCCCCCCCCUCCUCGGUUUAGUUCUGAACUUAGCAACGCUUCACUUCCUCUCUGCCGCUGCGAGGGACAGUAUUCUUUGAUAGCGCUAUCAAAAGCCACCGUCGCUUGCAGCUGAGUGGAUGGUUUGUGACAGUCGGGCAUCGGCCUCAUUGUGCGUUUGUGUUGUCGUCAUGGUUGUUGUUGUUGUCGUUAGCCCCGAGCCGUUCCUGAGCAUCGUUAGCUGUCAUCCGCUAUUGCGAAGGGCGAGGGAAGGCACACGGGGUCCCCUAAUUAGCUUUGAUCAUAGUGCCUGUAUUUAGCCAUGAGCUGUUUUCGUGUAGUCGUUACAUGAUUUAUUUUGACUUGUUGCCUUUGUUUUUAUAUAGCUUUGAUUGCAAGGUUAUUUUAAUUUAUGCAAAAACAUCUAAAUGUCUAUCUACCAGAGGUACUGUAUAGUUGCGAUGUCCCCUCCCUGUGUUCAGACAGAGUCCCCCCCCCCCCCCCCCCCCCCCCAGAGGAGGGGGUGAAGGGGGCCUUCUGCGUUCCCCCUCCACCUGGCAUUUUUAAUAUUUAGGUUUUUAACAAAUAUAUUUCCUAUUUGAGUUCAUUUUAUGUAAUUUCAUUUGUUUACAUUUUUUUAUGCAUUUUUAUUUUUUCAAUUUGAAAAGGCUGAUCUGUAUAAAGGCAGUGAUGUUCAUGCAUCAUGACUACCAUCACCGGGUCUAGAACGACCUCGGUGUCCUGGCUGGCUUCAACGAGGCAGUGUGCCAUUGCCAUGGUUAUUUAUUGUGAUCGGUUCUCUUGGCGCAUGUUAAGCCACUGCUACUAUUCAUUCGGCGUGCAGAGUCGACUGUCAGGAUCAGAUUUGGUUAGACGCAAUGACUGUUGAGUAUGGAGGGCAUCGUUAUUUGUGUGUGUGUGUGUGUGUGUGUGUGUGUGUGUGUGUGUGUGGUUGCAUCAUGCAAUGCAAAUCCACACCGUGGACUGGAUGUGGCCUUUUGACCUGUUGGUUGGUGUUAGAGUAGAGAGGCAAGUCGAUCAGGUGGUUGAAAAGUCUGGAUUCCAUGGUAGUAUUAGUGCAUAUUUGUGUGAGUGUGUGUUAUGAAUAUGGGUAACCUUUUUUUUUAACACAAAAGCUUAGUGGGUCCUUAGUAUGUUGCCUUUUUUUUUUAGAGCUUUUUCGUUUUUGCACAAUUGAUUUCCAAGCGCUUCGGUGACGCCUCUGUUUGGACUUGCUCAGAUCAGCAUUGGUGUGUAGUGUUUAGCUUACCUCCAGGUCAAAUCAUUUCAGAGGUCCUCCUUCUUACCCAACGUCCCUCAUAACACACAGAAAGUGUAAACGUAGGCUGGCUCUAUUUAAACGUUCAACCACGACCAGUGCGUUCAUGCUACAGCUUUCCGCUAGGCUAACCUUGUCUUGACCCCCCCCCGCACCUCUCUCAUUCACCGUCGCAAGUAGGCUUUGUACUAACGCCGCUCCGAACAAGAGAGUAGAAACUGUGCACCACGUUAUUAUGAGAAUGUCGUGUUAGUGGAAUGCUGAUUAUUUAUUGAUACCGUCGGUCCUCGACAUAUAAAAGUUAUACAGUCACUUUCAUAACUCAAAAGAAGCUAUGUGGUCGGUCUAUAUACACUAUCUAGUAAGUAGGUCUACGUUAUAUUUGCCAUUCUGCAUUGUGAUGAUUAUUGCAUCAACACUUGUUGGUAUUCUAAAAUAAAGUUUUUCAUUUGUGAAGA